AUGAGGUUACGCGACGCCUUCCUCGUUGCGGCUAUUCCAAGUGCGACAGCCUUGCAGCAGCGCCUGGUUGCGCACUCGUCUGGAGCUGUUACACCCAGCUUAAACGCAACCGAUUUUGCCGAGACUAUUACCAAAGCUCCACCACCCCUCAACUCAGUCGUGCCCAACAAGCCCGCAGUCGAGGCCUCCAUCAUGGGGCUAAUAGUGUUUUCAGCCGCUGGGCUCGUUUUAUUAUGA
This is a messenger RNA of Xylaria bambusicola, 237 nucleotides long. RefSeq lists its product as uncharacterized. Lineage: Eukaryota; Fungi; Ascomycota; Sordariomycetes; Xylariales; Xylariaceae. The record is from RefSeq and is a predicted model, not a curated record. The transcript is spliced from 2 exons. The coding region runs from base 1 to 237 and encodes 78 amino acids.